Molecule: messenger RNA, 1935 nt
Organism: Punctularia strigosozonata HHB-11173 SS5
Lineage: Eukaryota; Fungi; Basidiomycota; Agaricomycetes; Corticiales; Punctulariaceae
Exons: 3
Coding region: 1-1935 (644 amino acids)
Source: RefSeq, a predicted model, not a curated record
AUGGGAUCGAGUCGGGCGGCGAUCCAGAAGUCCCAACCCGAUACCGCGGCCGCGACGCAGCCCGAGCCCCUCUCCACGCCGCCCCGCAGGCCCGAGGUACGGAAGAAGCAGGACUCCUCCGCCACUACACCGAGACGCGAAGACGAGCGCGACCUGAGCCGGACGUUGUCGCAGGGGACCAGGGGCGACAGGCCGGCAGACGCGCCCAGACCCGUCUCAUCUUCUGAAACCAGCGCGGCUAUCAAGGACAAAAGCCUUAACACCAUGUUUCCCGAUGCGAUCGCGAGACCGCCCCAGAACAGAACCGCGUCACAGGCGACAGUGACUUCGAGGCUCGCGCAGCCGCCCGUCGCUGGUCCGUCGUCGUCCUCUAUGGCACCAGCGCCUGCGCCGCCUCCACCGACGACAUCGGCUCCUCUCCUUCCCCCCGGUCCCCCGCCUGCUCAGUUUCAACCCAUCACAUCCAAGAGAUCCCCGCUGCCCGAGCCCAGUGAGGAAGAGAAGCGUGCUGCAUGGGGAGAACGCAUACCACUCUUUUCGGAGGCGGUCAAGAACCACGACGCUCGCAGCGCCCUCGAGAAGGAGUACAAGCAGGUUAAGGCGCUCGCGGGAAGCCCACACUUUGCACGCCUCCCUCCGGAUGCGGCGGAAAAGAUAACGACGCGCAUCGCGAUGCUCGAAACACAGCGCGUCGCGUUGGCCAAUGCGAACAACGAGAUCUUGACCCGCCUCGUGGAGACCAACUUCUGGCCCGUCCUGUCCAGCGCGGUUAUAAUCGACAAUGAAGCCCAAGUGGCCAGGAUCGAAAGCUUCGUGGAGGAGAUCAAAGCUACAACGGCCGAACUGCACGUCAAGUCCGAUGCGGUCGUGGCUGCUCUCCAGGCGUCGCAACGAGCCACCGUCACUGGCAGUACUACGGGUGACGCCGGUUCUUCGCGGCCCGCGAAACGGAGACGGGUCGAAGACGACGGAGCGGAUGCUGACACCAUCAUGGAUGACGUGGGUUCAAAGGAGAUAGCAGAGUUCCAAUCCCAUGUCGCCAAGCUAGAAGACCGCGUUCUCAGCUUGGAGAACUACUGGAUCCAGUACGAGCAAGAUCUCGCCGACAACCUCGACGUACGGAUCGCGGAGCAGAUCGAGGAACAUAGCGAGACUCUUUACAAGCAAGUGGCAGAGGUGAGGGAACAGCUGGUCGCCAAGGUCGCUGCAGAUCUCGCCGGAAAGUCCUCGAUACUCGAAGCCGACGUCGUGCGAAUCGAUCAGGAUAUCACCGACCUCGCGACCGAGGUGGCGAAGCUUUGGCACGACAGUCAAGAUGACGGGAAGAUUAGCAGUCUAAUCCAAGAUAAAGAGCAGCUACGAGAGCAAUUCGAAAAGGUAUGCACCCUCCCCACCCCCCGGAAAUACCUAUCCCUAUCAACGUUUUACCGACGAGCUCUUCCGUCGCAGCUGCAAGAAGAACAUGCAACGUUGAUAGCCGAGGAGGAGGUUAAUAGCAAGCAGAUCGAUACGAUCAAGUACCUGUUGCAGACACACAUCCAGAACAGGCCCAAGUCCCCUUCACCUCCUCCGGAUCCAGCGCCCCUGCCCUUCUCGCCCGACGUACUCUUCGAGCACGUCAAGGAGCCUCUGCUCAUCUACAUUCGCGAGUCUGUACUCCCUCUGCUGCAUGCGCUGCGCCAGGAAAUCGAGACCAUGAUGCAGGCGCACCGUACAGAGAUAUUCCAGACGGUGUGGGACAAGCUCGGCCAGACUCUGCGCUUCGUCGAUAUCAUCAGCAAAUGGAUGCAACGGCAGCAGCAAGCUGUGGCCAAUCCGCAGCAGCAACAGCAGCAGCCACAACAACAGCAGCCGCAGCCGCGGCCGCAGGGACAAAUGCUUCCACCCCCCACCAUUCCCUCAGGUGCACAGCGUCGUCCUCCUCCUUCGGCCUAA